AUGGUGAUGUGGUUGGAUGGUUAUGCGAUUGUCUCAGUAAAUCAACGAAAAAAGGUUCGUUACAUGGAUGGUUAUGCGAUUGUCUCAGUAAAUCAACGAAAAAAGGACAUCCCAGAAGUUGUCAAUACCCAGCAGGAUAUCUGGUGUAACGUGGCGAUUGAUGGUCAGUGUGUCCGGGUUAAUGCGGAAUGUGCGGAGUGCGUGCUUGUCUUCUUUACUGAGACGAUAUGGUUUGAACAGGGAAGUUAG
Messenger RNA from Necator americanus (New World hookworm), 249 nucleotides. RefSeq lists its product as uncharacterized. The record is from RefSeq and is a predicted model, not a curated record. The transcript has 2 exons. NCBI's taxonomy places the organism in Eukaryota, Metazoa, Nematoda, Chromadorea, Rhabditida, Ancylostomatidae. Bases 1 to 249 code for a protein of 82 amino acids.